Messenger RNA from Neospora caninum, 1674 nucleotides. RefSeq lists its product as hypothetical. Gene Ontology annotation, molecular function: ubiquitin protein ligase activity. The transcript has 9 exons. The coding region runs from base 1 to 1674 and encodes 557 amino acids. NCBI's taxonomy places the organism in Eukaryota, Apicomplexa, Conoidasida, Eucoccidiorida, Sarcocystidae. Gene Ontology annotation, cellular component: cytoplasm; nucleus; GID complex. Gene Ontology annotation, biological process: proteasome-mediated ubiquitin-dependent protein catabolic process. The record is from RefSeq and is a predicted model, not a curated record.
AUGAAUGAGAGUGUUGCGCUAAAAGUUUUGAAAGGAACCCCACCUUAUAAAUUGGCACACAGGUUGAUGUGGCUGCUUGUGUCUGCGGCGGGUUUGGCCUCUUUGGGUGCUUUAGGACAAAAAGCCUCCACACUGCUCCUCCUCGCAGAUAUUUGCAUGCAACGACUCGACCCGGGUCGUCUCGUUUCUUCUUCCUCUUCGUCCUCGUUUCUCGCUUUGCGCGGUGCUCACACCACCCGUGCCCAGUCAGCUGCGAGCGGCAUGGCAUCGUCCGGGGGAGAGCGGUCUUCUUCUCCCUCUUUUUCUCCCUCCUUUUCCCCCUCCUUUUCCCCUUCUCUGUCUUCCUCCUCUCUUGUUUCCCCCUCUUUCGCGUCUUCCUCGUUUUCCCUUUCCGUGGAGAACCCGCACACGGGAUCCCUUGCACAGGUCGGCGUGGCGGGGUCUUCAGGUCCGCCGCCUCCCCCGCCGGCGCUUCCAGGAGAGGAGCCUUCCCACCCCACAGGAGAGACGCGAGACGCGAGAGAAGAGAGAGACUGCCCGCGCGACAGAGAGGAAGGACGGGGACCAGCUGUGCCUGCAGCCGCCGCCCUGUCUGCGCAUGCGCCUCUGCACGCGGUCGAUCGCGCGUUCCUACGCGUGCCUCUGGAGUGUGCCCAGAGAGCCGUGAAAGCAAAUUCACGCAGUCUGUACAGAGACGUCGGCGUCGUUCUCGCCUACGUGCUCAAGGGGAAAAUGGCGGCGCAACUUGCCGAAUGCUCGACCGUCGAAGACAAAAUCAACAAACUCGACCUCGUCAUUGAAAAAGUCAAGAAAAUUCGAGACAAGCCGGAUUUCUCCUUCGCGACGUACGGCGACCGCGUCGCGUGGGUCGUCCACGAGUACCUCGCUCGCUCGGGCCUGCCUCUCACUGCGGAGUCGCUGAAGCAGAAACUGGAUCUCGAGCCUUUCACAGAUGCAGAAGUUUAUCAGGAGAUUCUCGACGUGCUCGGCGGAUUGCUGCGAGAGUCCACCGAGGAGGCGCGGCAGUGGGUGAAUGAGCACCGCGGGAAACUGAAGAAGAUCGGGUCGCUAUUUGAAUCGGAGCUCCACGUCCAGCACGUGCUUGAACUGCUGAAGAAGAAAGACGCCAAAACCGCCGUCGCCUACCUCAAAGCGAACGUUGGUCCCGACGACUUUGCUCGCUGCGUGGACAUCCGCAAGGUGGUGACGCUGACGGCGUUGCUCGAGGACCCCCCCCCUCAGUACGCGGCUCUCUUCGGCAUCGAACGCUGGCACAGGCUGUCUUGCCUCUUCCUCCACACUAGUGCGCAGGUCUACGGGUUCUCGGUAAAACCCACGCUCGUCGCCCUCCUGCAGGCCGGCUUCUCUGCUCUCAAGUCAUCCGUCUGCGAGGAACAGAAAUCUGCGAGCUGUCCGACGUGCCUGCCGGAGUGGGCAGACUACGUGCGCAAGGUCCCCGCGCCGCACCGGGUUCAGAGCUUGCUCAUCUGUUCAAUCAGUGGAGAAGUGAUGGAUGCCGACAAUCCCCCCCUCGCGAGUCCAGAUGGCCACGUCUACUCGACCAAGGCUAUCCGGGCUCUGGCCGCUGCCGCGCCUGACGGCAAAACCGUCGUCUGCCCCAAAACGAAGCAGUCCUAUCCCGUUGAAAGAUACACUCGAAUCUACGUCACGUAG